Messenger RNA from Macadamia integrifolia, 1253 nucleotides. Its product is annotated as protein PYRICULARIA ORYZAE RESISTANCE 21-like. Gene Ontology annotation, biological process: regulation of defense response to fungus. The record is from RefSeq and is a predicted model, not a curated record. NCBI's taxonomy places the organism in Eukaryota, Viridiplantae, Streptophyta, Magnoliopsida, Proteales, Proteaceae. The transcript is spliced from 3 exons. Bases 150 to 1001 code for a protein of 283 amino acids.
UCUUUCUUUAUUCUUUCCGGUUCAGUUAUAUUUUUUUAAGGAUCAGAGACCUCACUCCACCUCACUCCUCGGUCGAUGUGUAUCGAGAAUCAUAAUCUCAAGUCUGAAGGGAUAAUUAGUCUCACCUCCAUCUCUCGCAGCCCUAGGCAAUGGCGCACAAGGUGUCAACGAUAGUGCUGAAGGUUGAUCUUGCAUGCUCACGCUGCAACGAUAAGAUCAGGAAAGUCCUCUGUAAAUACCGCGAGAGAUAUCAAAUACAGGAGGAGAUAUAUGAUGAGAAAAACAACACCGUCACCAUCAGUGGCCCCUUCUGUCCCAGGAAGCUCGCUAAAAAGCUCUGCUGCAAAGCUAGAAAUGCCAUUAAAUGCAUCAAGAUCGUCGAGAAAAAGCCUCCACCGCCUCCUCCUCCCUCCGAGCCCGACCCUCCGCCUCCAUCUCCGCGGCCUCCUCCUUCCAUCGUGGAUGUUGAGGUUCCUCCGCCGCCUCCUCCUCCAGCCGAACCCAAGCCUAAGCCUCCGCCUCCUCCCCCACCACCGGCGCCAGAACCAGAACCAAAACCAAAACCAAAACCCACUCCUGAACCGGUCUGCCCACCGGCCCAACCAAUAGGGGGUUGUUGUGGACCAUGUUAUGAGGGAUAUGGAGGGGGACCAUGUCAUGAAGGUUAUGGAAGGCCACAGCCGUGCGAUUGUGGCUGUGGAGGAUCGCGAUCUACGUGCUAUGAUGACUGGGGAAGGAGACCACAACCAUGCGAUUGUGGCUGUGGAGGAUCGCGAUCUACGUGCUAUGAUGGCUGGGGAAGGAGACCACAGCCGUGCUAUUGUGGCUGUGGAGGAUCACAGUCGACGUGCUAUAAUGGUUGGGGAAGACCACCACAACCGUGCCAUUGUGGCUGUGGAGGAUCGCAAUUGCAGUGCUCUAGGAGAUAUGGAAGAUCGAGUUACGGGAGCCCCUACGGUCUCUUCAAUGAAGAAGACCAGAAUUCAUGCAUCAUCAUGUAAUGUUUGAUGUUGCAGACCAACCCACCCUCUCUCCCUCCCUGCCUUUGUCUUGGUCCAUUUUCAAUAAACCGGACCAGGUGGUUGGUCCACUAAUUGAAGGGUUUAAUUUGUGAUGUUUUGGGUGAUGUGGGUUCAUUUAGAGUUUCUAUUCUCAUUCUCUCUUCUAAGCUUUUACAAAUUAAGAUUCAACAAAGUAGUGAGAAUCUAUAUUGUAAUGUUCGAAUAAAAGUGGGAAAGUUCAUUGAAUUUUCA